GCUGCCGGGGCGGGCGUCCCCGGCCAGCCCCGAGAGGCGCGCAUGCGCGCCGACCCCGGCGGGCCCUAGCAACCGGAGCAGUGACUGUAGCAACCGCGGGAAUGGCAAAAGCAACAACAAUUAAAGAAGCCCUUGCCAAAUGGGAAGAAAAAACUGGUCAGAGGCCAUCUGAUGCCAAAGAGAUAAAGCUUUAUGCCCAGAUUCCCCCGAUAGAGAAGAUGGACGCUUCCUUAUCCACACUUGCUAAUUGCGAGAAGCUUUCAAUGUCUACAAACUGCAUUGAAAAGAUCGCCAACCUGAAUGGCUUAAAAAACUUGAGGAUAUUAUCUUUAGGAAGAAACAACAUAAAGAAUUUAAAUGGACUGGAAGCUGUAGGAGACACAUUAGAAGAACUGUGGAUCUCCUACAAUUUUAUUGAGAAGUUGAAAGGGAUCCAUGUAAUGAAGAAAUUGAGGAUUCUCUACAUGUCUAAUAACCUGGUGAAAGAUUGGGCUGAAUUUGUGAAGCUGGCAGAACUGCCAUGCCUGGAAGACCUGGUGUUUGUAGGCAAUCCCUUGGAAGAAAAGCAUUCUGUUGAGGGCAACUGGAUUGAAGAGGCCACCAAGAGAGUUCCGAAACUAAAAAAGCUGGAUGGUACUCCAGUAAUUAAAGAGGAGGAAGAAGAAGACAGUUAAACCUGUAUUUUCCACUUUGUGCUAAUUUAUUUAAAUGUCAUGAGAACAAUAGUUAUGUUUUGUAUAAUUGUGUAUUUUAAAGACUCUGUGAAGGCAAGAAGGUUCUUAAGAUAAAACAUAUCUGUCAAUUCCAUCUUUUUAAAACCUAUCCGGUUUCUCCCCCAAACCAGUAACUUUAGUCCAGUUGCACUUUGGGAAAGUGUAAUUUUCCAUUUUUGUGUGAGUCUUCAUUAUGUGCCACAUGGCCCCAUUACUGCAUGUACAGACCAGUCAUUUUCACAGCAUAGGGACAAAUGGUCCCUUUUUAGUUCGUUUAGUGCCAGGCAUUAAAAAGAUGUACUUCCAGAUCUGCAGGGCCGUGCAGAUGCGUCACACUGUGGGCCAUCAGGCAGUGUGGUGACAAGAGUCUUCUUAGAGCACAGCAGCAGCGCUGUAGCCGAACGGCUGAGUCUCCUCACUCACGCAGGUGGAACGAGGAGGAAUGAGGCGCUUGGAGGCCUCCUCGCUCGUUGGCUUGCUCUUUCCAAAACUGUGUGUGCUGUGAACUGGAAUGUAGGCCAUGCUCACGUGAAUGGCCAUUUGUCCUACGUGUAGUCACUUUGUUCCAGUCAGUGACGACGACUGGCAUGAUCACUCCUUUGACAGUCAUGUGGCCUUGUUACCCAAGUGGACCUGGCCGAAAGCAGUUUUUGGCUUAUAGUUCCUUAUAUGUUUAAAGCAGUAGUUAGCAGUUCUGGCCUAAAUAUCAACACAUGAGAUAAGUCAAAAUGUGUGCUUAUGAUUAGGCCUGUUGAUCUUCAGGAUCACAGUUACGAGGGGACCGAUUUCAAGACUGAAUUUGGUUUGAAAUAAAUGUAACUUAGUAUUUCAAAAUAUAUUUUUGAGAGGAUCUAAGUUAAACAGUUCUUAAAAUGUAUCACGUAAGUGGCGUACGGGGAGGAGAGAAGUGUUUCAGGGUAGGACCCCAGGUAAAUGGCAGUACAUAGGGGAUUGUCUCCUAUAUGAGUACUGUGGUGGGUUAAUUUCAAAAUUAUGAAGCAAUAGUUAGAUGCAGAGAUUAGAAUUUAUCAUAUAUGAAAAUAUUUUCUGAAAAUGCAAGACAUCGUCAGUACCAGAUGAAGUCCCUAGUGGGCUGUGACUGAAUCACUGAUGGAUUUUGCAGAAGUCAGUAGCCCUUGCCAAAUUGUGCCUCACGUCUCUCAGCCAGAGACUUCUGAUUCUCAUUUCCCCAUCUACAUGUAAAUUACUUGUAUAAAAUCACAGUGAAGGAGAGGAGAAUCAUGUAACUAGUCUUCGAUUUGAGAUUUAAGUAGGAAUUAAGGUUUCUCUAAAAGUCACUCCGAUCAAAAGGGACCACUGCUUUGACAAUCAAAUCUAAAUUCCAACAAGAACAUGUAGUCUGCCACCUUGUAAACAUCAUUUUGAGCUCUUGUUUUUCAGGCACAUCCAUCCACAUCCCUAAUCUCUGCAGUGAGCCUUCAUUCUUGGAGAUGUGUAAGAGGCAUAUGCUGAGAAGGAACAUUUUUUUACUGAUGGUUUGCACCAUGUCCACAGGCAAACUUAAAGCCUUAUUACUAUGUAUAGCUAUACUUCCUAAAAAUUACUCUGGAAGUGAAUAUAAUAAAAAAUUGAUGGCUUUAUAUUGAAUUUAUUUGUGAAAUGACAUAGUGUUUGGUUUUUAUGAAUUCUGUAAUUUGGAAUUUUGUGUCCAUUGCACACAAAAAUCAUUCUCAGUUCCAUUCCACAAAUAUUUGAAUGUCUUUUAUACAUCCUUUUUCCUGGACUUAAGGCCAGAAUCCGUAUGCAAUUAGAAAAUGUAGUCUGGGUAUAUGAGCAUAUGGAUAUUCUAUCUGAUUGUUCCUUGAGCCAUCUUUUACUGCUAAAAAUUUAGUUAAUGAGGCACCUUUUGUUUCUGUUUGUAAGAGGAGAGAUCUGGCCUAUGUUAGUGAGUCACUUAAACAACUCCUGUUCUUGUACAUGAUGGUUAAGCUCUAGAAGCAGUCCACUAUUGUUUCAUAGUAAAUUUUGUUGCGAUUUAAUCAGAA
This is a messenger RNA of Jaculus jaculus (lesser Egyptian jerboa), 2719 nucleotides long. It is a transcript of the gene Dnal1, whose product is annotated as dynein axonemal light chain 1. Lineage: Eukaryota; Metazoa; Chordata; Mammalia; Rodentia; Dipodidae. Bases 102 to 674 code for a protein of 190 amino acids. Gene Ontology annotation, molecular function: protein kinase binding. Gene Ontology annotation, cellular component: cytoplasm. The transcript has 8 exons. The record is from RefSeq and is a predicted model, not a curated record.